This is a messenger RNA of Seminavis robusta, 1335 nucleotides long. NCBI's taxonomy places the organism in Eukaryota, Bacillariophyta, Bacillariophyceae, Naviculales, Naviculaceae. The record is from the annotation of a GenBank genome assembly.
AUGGACAAUCUCUUGGGUCAAGCUCAGGCUCAGGCUCAAGACCAAGCUCAAGACCAAGCUCAAGACCAAGGUCCAGCAGGUCCAGGUGGUCCCGCAAAUGAAGGUUCUGGCUCAGAUGUGAAUGUGGAGCUGAACGAUGGGCAAAGCAUGCAGUUGACUCUGCUGGAGAUUCAUCGAGCUUUGGCGAUCAAAGAAGCAGUGGAGCGUUCGGAUGAGUUGGAAAACUUGUCUGACUUUGCGUACGUGCAGUACGCUCUUACGCAUCCAACCACUGGAGUGCAGCAACCCCAUGUCAUUGCUACCAGAGAUCCCAUGCCCGCUGUGCUGGAACACAUUGCUCGAAUGCAGGCUUUCAGACGAGAAUACAAAAUCCAGGAAACCGUGCUAGAGGGCGUUCAGUCCAUGCUGGAACUCACGCAACUCCAGCCAGGGCUCUUUGUGUCCCUCCUGUACUUACCCAAUCCUGGAAACAUUCUGGCCAUUAAUGAUUUCUCCUCCUUUUUUCCAGCUAAAGUUGAUACACCGCAAAAGUGGAGUGCUUUUGUCAAGGGAUCCUACUACAGAUUCCAAGCCAUGAGUCCUCACUUUCAUGCCAUCAGGCUUGGAAUGUCAAACCUAUUCGAGUGUCAAGGAUCGUCCUUUCAAAACUUUGACUUCAACUUUCACUCAAAACUCGUUCAUGAACUCUACACGAGCUACCCAAAACGGCACAAGGAACUAUACAUGUUCAACAGCCCCACCGUUGUCAAUGUUGCCCUCGGUUUACUCAAGCAAUGGAUGACAGACAACAUGAAAAAAACAAUUCAUUUGGGAUUCAAAAUUGAUGGCUUUGAAGGAAAUCGCAUUGAUGAACUUUUCAAGGUACCAAAUGAACAAACAGCGAGAACAAACAUGAUUCUGCAAGUUCAACAGCUACUCAAUGUCAGAUGGGAGCCCUUCACCUACUACCACCCGUCAGAGUUGUACCUGUUUUCGCACCGGUACAUGGACCGGUACCAGUACCAGGACAGGAAAACAACCAGAAUCAGAAUCAAAACGAAAACGAAAAUCAAAAUCAACACCGAAACAAUUCAUGAUCAGGCAGGCAGGCAACACCACGACAACCAUGACAACGAAAUCCAAUUCGCAUCGAAUCAAAAAGCUCAUGCCCGGCCACAUCAAUCCCUGCCAAGUGGCCCCCAUUCACAAAGCAUUAUAUAUCGCGUCUCACGUUGCGUUACGUUACAUUACGUUACGUACAUGUACGAUGGACGAGUGGACCAUGACAAUGACAACCCCGCGUUCUACCCUUUACGUCGAUUGAUCCGCCGUCGAUUGAAAAAAAUCCAAUAUUGA